Mercenaria mercenaria is the source of this 2218-nucleotide messenger RNA. RefSeq lists its product as uncharacterized. The record is from RefSeq and is a predicted model, not a curated record. The coding region runs from base 1543 to 1881 and encodes 112 amino acids. The transcript is spliced from 6 exons. NCBI's taxonomy places the organism in Eukaryota, Metazoa, Mollusca, Bivalvia, Venerida, Veneridae.
UUGACCUUCAGAAAUUUAGCGCUUGCCAAGUAUUACACAUUGACUAACAAAGUUAUCAAGAUGGCUUUUCUUAGCAGUUGCUGGAUUUCUGUUCACAGUUUUUGUUCUUCCCUGUUCCAGAGGUUGAGGUCUUUUGCCCUGCGGCUUGGCCAGUCGCAGGGCGAGGGUGGGACUUGUACUGAGGUGACUGAGGCUAUGAGGGCACUACCUCCCGGUAGUGAUGAGGUCGUUGCUUUGGCUGUGACGGAGGAGCUGUCUACUGAGGUGACUCCCUUCGCUAGCCAGGACCCCGUCCGCCCUGUUGUAGAUGUUGCGGUAAUCCCAGAGGAUACGCCCGCCGCUGACGUCGAAGGUGGCAAGAAAGAGCAUCAAUAGGCAGUUAACUAAAUUUUGUCAUGAGCAGGAAAGGGACAUCAAAGAACAGUGGACAAGAAUUUAUUGUGAAGCCAAAAAAGGGACAUCAGAGUGCAGUGGACGAGAUUUUUUUAAGAAGGAAGAAAGAAUAUUAACAAUUCAGUGGACUGGAUUUAAUUAUGAAUCGAGAAAAGGAACAUCAAAGUGCAGUAAAUGGAAUUUUAUUAUGAAAUGCAAGGAAGGGACAUCAAAGUGCAAUGGACUGGAGACUACUGGGGAGAAGAUGUUGCUUCAAAAGAUUGGUAGAGUUGCUUUUUGCUACAGGUGCAAAGCCCUGACAGAUUUCUUUACUAUUUAUUGAGACAUGCUAACGGUACCUUCAAGGAAGAAACAUCAAAGUGCAAUCGGCUUGGAUUUUAUUUAAGUGCAGUGGACGGACCGGAUUUUCUAAGAAUGAAGAGAGGAUAUUCUGAUGUUAAUGUGACCCAUGAAAGUGACUGUAUUCAUUUAUAGUGUUUAAAGUGAAGAAAUAACAUAAAAAUAUUAAUCAUUGGAAUUGAUACUUUUUGUGGGGGUGGGAAUCUCUGUCCUGUGUAUACCAUUUCUUCCCAUUCAUCCUACCUAAUAUUUCAUCCUGACCCUACCCAUCCCAUCCCUGAUUGGUUAACCAGAUAUGAUUGUACAAAUAAUAUAUGAUAUAGCAUAUUUGAAUUAAAAUAUAAAUGUAGAGCAUGGCCACAAAAUAAACAGAGAAAAGAUGUGUAUAAAUCAAUUUAAUAUGAAAUAUGUUGGUAUGAAAUCAUGUCUUAUUCAUGCAAUUGACACUUUCUAUAUUCACACUAUAUGAAGUGGUAAAAGUACACUUCUUUAUAAGCAAAUGUAUGUAUAUGAUAAAAAAGGUUGAAAACUUGAAUUUUUCGAGACAUUCAUAAUAUUAUUAUGGAUAGAGUCUAUUAUCUGAAGUGGAAUAAUUAUUAAAUCUGGAACCAAGCUUGUACAGCUUUUUUUCGGAAGUUACACUCUCGCGAUAUUUUGAAAAGAAUUAUUUUUAAAGGUAAUUAUGUUUUUCUCUUUCUUACAUAUUUGCUGAAUUUCAAGAGUAAUUUAUAUUUCUUGUUGCCAUGCUUACUUACAGUACUUAUACCAGUUCAUUUUCAUUCAGUUUGAGCUGCAAGGUGAAGCAGGAAAAUGGUGUCAAGUGUCAAGGCAAGCCAAAGAAGCAGUACUGGAUUUUCCCUAGAAAAUUUGAGCUGCAAGUUGAAGCAGGAAAAUGGUGUCAAGUGUCAAGGCAGGCCAAAGAAGCAGUACUGGAUUUUCCCCAGAAAAUUUGAGCUGCAAGUUGAAGCAGGAAAAUGGUGUCAAGGCAAGUCAAAGAAGCAGUACUGGAUUUCCCCCAGAAAAUUUGAGCUGCAAGUUGAAGCAGGAAAAUGGUGUCAAGUGUCAAGGCAAGCCAAAGAAGCAGUACUGGAUUUCCCCCAGAAAAGUAUGAAGAAUGUGUGUGAAAAAAGUGACUGUGUUUAUUUGUAGUAUUUAAAGUGAAGAAAGAACAUAAAAAAAAUUUAAUCAUUGGAAUUGAUAUUUUCUGUGGGGGUGGAAAUCUGUGUCCUUUGUAGUCCAGUUCCUUCCCAUCAGUCCUAACCCUAUUUCAUCUUGACCCGGCCCAUCCCAUUCUUGAUUUGUAAUCCAGAUAUGAAUGUACAAAUAAUAUAUAUCAUAUUUGAAUUAAAAUAUUAAUAUACAGCAUGGCCACAAAAUAAGCAGAGAGAUGUAUAUAGAUGAAUUUAAUAUGAAAUAUGUUAGUGUGAAAAUAUGUCUUAUGCAUGCAAUUGUCACAUGCGAUAGUAACACUUUGUAAGAAUUGAUA